AUGGAUUUCCCUCAAUUUUCUAAUUUGCCCACUGAAGUUCGACUCCUGAUUUGGUCGCUCUGUGUUCCAGGUCCCCGCGUCUACGAAAUGGGAACAGCGGCCCGGCGCGAGAACCACAACACCCUACCACGUACGGCUUCGCUAUGGUCCCCGCAGGCAGGCGUGACGCCAGUGGUGUCUCACGUCUGCCACGAAGCACGUCAAGUUGUGUUACAGAAUCGUCACUAUCUGAUGGACCAAGAUGAGCACCGGCCGCUCCCGCUGCGCAAGGGUAUUGACAUCGUGCACCUCAACUGGCAUCCCGGUUAUAAUGACCACGACUAUCUUCCCGACGUUCCAGAUCCCCUCCCAAAGUUUCGCUGGCUGGCUGGUCAAGCAGGCGCGGCCUCUGUCAGUGCCGAAUUACUGCAUCCCUUCAACUAUGAGGCUUGGGGAUGGUUCCAUGAAGAACACGAGAUCAGUGAUCCCAUAUUUCACAUCAACUUCCUUACGGGUCGUCAGUAUCAUGUCGUCUUGGCUAUCAUCGAGAUCCACAUGUCCGAGUACGCCGCUGCGGCCCAGACACAGGUUUUUGGGACACUGGGCGAGGAACCCAUUCAGCUGGUUGAUCCGCGAGACACAGCAACCAUUGUCAAGUUUCGAGACGCCUGGCGGACGGGGCAACACUUGGAUGAGCCAGAAAUCGCCAAGUUUUUUGCCACCGUCCUUGACUCAGCCGAGACCUUCGCCGCAAGCGUUCAGCAAUGGCUGCAGGAGCUCGAAAUGGCGUGGAUUUGGCACAGGUGCAACAUGCUGGGCGUCACAGAGCAGGGCCGCAAUGAGCUUUGGACGCCGGACCCCUCCGCUUGGUCAGGCGGACACAUACAACCACCGCCGCCCCAGCUAUUUCAAAUGCGCAAUAGAUGGGCCGGCAGGAAACUCAAUAGGGAAAGCCCCUUGGUACAGACCCAGCUCCAGCGGAUGCCGCGCUUUGUGCCGGCCCUGAUGUUCCGCCACUGCAAGUAUUGGCUUGGCCAACCAGGGUUCUCCAACUCCAUUAAGCUUUCCGUUGACAGGGGACAACCAUAUUCAAAUCAUGAAUCCCGUUACAGGGAUAUUUACACCCCUAAUCUCCGGUGCCAUCUUGGCAACUGCCCGCAUUGGCGUCGCCCAGCUCACCAGUCACCUGCCUAUGGCCACUGCACUCGUGCACACUACUUCAGCUCCCCGGAAGUCUCAGUGUCGAUGAAAAUGGCCGUUCGGAAUUUGGUUCUACUUGCCGCUGCCCUUGUGGGCAGCGGAAGCAACCCAGGCUCUGUUGCGUUGGCGGCUUCGUCCGGCGAUAUGGAGGCCAUGGAUGCCCAGCCCAACUACCCCUCUGAUCCGAACACGACGCCCUACUGCUCGUGGUGGUGGGACAACGAUGGCUCCAUCCCUUGUGAGGAUAUGCCUGACGCCUGGGGAAUUACCAUGGACGACUUUGUACGAUGGAACCCGUCCCUAGCUUCUGGCUGUGGCGCCUACAAGCAAUUCAUGUCGUACUGCGUUGAUGCUUCCGGCGAGCCCCCUGUAUCCACCACUGCCAAGCCUACCACGGUCACUUCCACCAAGAUUUCCACCACGAUGUCAUCUUCGGUGCGGACAAGCACCACGAGCACAAUGGUGACAUCAACAACUCGUCCAACCACCAGCAAUACGCUUACAACUCCCACCACCACGACCUCGACGAAGCCAACAAAUGGUAUCGCUACCCCGACCCCUAUCCAGCCGGGCAUGGUAGAAAACUGCGACGCCUUCUACCUGGUCCAGUCAGGGGAUAACUGCGAGGUCAUUGCGUCCAAGAACGGCAUCUCUGUGACGCAAUUUCUGACGUGGAACACGGACAUCGGCGGCAGCGCGUGUAACGGGCUGUGGGCCGAGGCGUACGUGUGCGUAUCCGUGAUCGGACACACGCCCGCGACACCAACCACGACCAAGCCGGGCAACGGGAUCGCCACGCCCACGCCCACGCAGCCCGGCAUGGUCGACAACUGCGACGCCUUCUAUAAGGUGGCCAGCGGGGACAACUGCGACGUCAUUGCGGCCAAGAAUGGAAUCACCACCAGCCAGUUCCUACAGUGGAAUACGGAGGUCGGCGGCACGGCGUGUAACGGCCUGUGGGCCGAGGUCUACGUCUGCGUCUCGGUCAUCGGCCACACGCCCACGCCCACGACGUCGAAGCCCGGAAACGGCAUCGCGACUCCGACUCCAACACAGCCGGGGAUGGUGGCCAACUGCGACGCCUUCCACAAGGUGGUUAGCGGCGAUAGCUGCGCAACCAUUGCGAGCAAGAACGGCAUCACGGUCACGCAGCUGGCAGCGUGGAAUGACGUUGGCGGCACGUCGUGCCCGGGGCUCUGGCUCGACGUUUACGUGUGCGUGUCCAUCGUUGGGCACACGCCAGCUACACCCACCACGACGCGGCCUGGCAAUGGAGUGGCUACCCCGACCCCGACUCAGAGCGGCAUGACGCCCAAUUGCAAGUCUUUCCAUUUCGUCGCGACCGGUGAAAACUGUGCCACUAUCGCGUCCAAGUACAAAAUCUCCACGACCCAGUUCAUCAACUGGAAUCCCGCAGUGGGAUCCGGGUGCGCGGGGCUCUGGGCGAAUACGUAUGCUUGUGUAGCCGUUUUGUGA
Molecule: messenger RNA, 2655 nt
Organism: Neoarthrinium moseri
Lineage: Eukaryota; Fungi; Ascomycota; Sordariomycetes; Amphisphaeriales; Apiosporaceae
Exons: 6
Coding region: 1-2655 (884 amino acids)
Source: RefSeq, a predicted model, not a curated record